AUGGAUACAUUAUCUCAUGCUAAAUGUGUUAUUUGUAACGAUAGGGCUAAAGGUUAUAACUUCAAUGUCCUGUCCUGUGUUUCAUGUAAAGCAUUCUUCCGGAGAAAUGCGUUCAGAGAAGACUCGCUAUUAUGUCCAUUUGUGGGCAAAUGUAAUAUAACUUUGUUGACGAGAAAAUUUUGUCAAAAGUGUCGAUUAAAUAAAUGUUUUGCCAGUGGAAUGAUAAAGGAAAAACAAAAGCAAAAUAAAGACCACAUCAACACCUGA
Molecule: messenger RNA, 267 nt
Organism: Oppiella nova
Lineage: Eukaryota; Metazoa; Arthropoda; Arachnida; Sarcoptiformes; Oppiidae
Source: the annotation of a GenBank genome assembly